This is a messenger RNA of Coregonus sp. 'balchen', 5049 nucleotides long. Lineage: Eukaryota; Metazoa; Chordata; Actinopteri; Salmoniformes; Salmonidae. The record is from the annotation of a GenBank genome assembly.
CGGGGUACAGAGGGCUUCUGGAAGUCUGUUGCACACUACGUCCCCAGGGAGCCCACAGAGAUGCGCAUCCUUAACCCCUACUUCAUCCAGGAGGCUGCCUUCCAGUUCAUCGGCCUGCCGCUCAAUAAUGGACUCAUGGGCAAAGGGGUGAGUGACACUCAAACAGAAACCCGCUCCAGUUGAAUAAAAAUAUAAAUGUUAUCAAAAAAUUGCAUUGCAUUGGAAUGUCCUGAGAAGAACCAUCAGAAUGUUCUGAAAAAACAUGUAUGGUGCUAGUAGACGUUUGCGGAAAAUGCCAUGUCUUCAAUCACCUGAUUCAGGUGGAUAAGAUUCAGCUCAGUUUGCAGUCUGCACGCAAACACAUAUGCAGACAUGCAUUCACACAUGCAGUACAAAGUGUAUAGACUCUUACUCACUUUUUUUUUAAGUUCAAGAAUAAUAUGCACACCCCGACAGAGGCGCAUUCCCUCUUUCACAUAUAUAUGCGCACACACUCAACACAUGCGACGAAACGGUACACAACCCACAGGCAGCCGGGAGCCGUUGACCGACCGCGCGGUCAUAACCAAAGUGUGUUUGACACAAACUCAAACCUCGCUGCCAGUAGAACCCCUGUUCCUAUGACAACCACCGCAACGCAGCACCUUGCCGUGCCAUCACAGGAAAUUAAACCGUUAAAGGGAUACUGCGAGAUUCUGGCAUUUAAGCCCUUGUUUUACUUACCCAGAAUCAGUUGAUGUGCUGUAUGAAGGAAGUUAGUGGUCGUUUUGUGAGCCAAUGCUAACUAGCAUUAGCUCAAUGACUGCAAGUCUACAGGUACGGUAGCAUUAUCCCGCAGUAUUCCUUUAAAACAAGUCUCCAAACAUGUCUUGGAGAUCAAAGACCCAAAUGACAGGAAUACUUAUUUUUUAUAUAUUCUCACAAAAACCUAGUGCUCUGGUAGCUGCUAUGGAUGAACCCUAUGAUUGAUAGACAUGGCCGCACCUGACUUCAUUUCAAACUAAACUAAACAGAAUUGUGUUGAAUAGUAAGUGGUCUAGCCAACUUCAGCUGUUUUCAUAUUCUAUUGUGAACUACAACUAAUUUGAUGGGUUAAUUGAUAGUAUAGUCUAUUAAUGACUAAUUAUAGGUUGUCAUGGAGCCACAAAGGGGCAGUUAAAGAACCACAUAAGGCUCCAGGGCCACAUGUUGCAGACCACUGCUCUAGAAAACGGUUUACGGAGGGAAAAUGAAUCUUCAGACAUAUUACCGCAAAUGCUGUCACCCUCCAGGACAGGAACUGUGCAGCAGACUAGCUUGAAAGGCUGAAGUUCCAAAGAAGAGAGCAGGGGAGAUGGGUUAGGGGUUAGGGAGGUGGGCUGCAAAAGGAGUUAGGGAGGUGGGAAGGGGUACAAGAAAUGUACAGCCUUCUGCCCUGAACACCUGGUCUACAGGAACAUGUGUAGAACAUGUGGGGAGCCCUGGUGCCCCCUCAGUGUGUGUGUGUGGGUAUGUGUGUUGGUGGGGGGCUGUCCCAAACAAUAAUGAUCAAGGCAGGAUGCAGCCUGACACAUCAUUCCCCUAAAAUGCCCACCUUUAUUGCUCCUGAUUAGUGCGUGUGGGUGUUUACGUGCUGACACGGGGGGGGACACUAAGAUACACCUGCCCUGAGGGCUCCAAAUCAGGCUGAUGAUUUAGAGGGGGCCUCUCAUCCCCUCCAACCCUCCUCCUCCUCCCCAUGUACCCCUAGGCUUUGAGGAAGUGGAGGUCUGCCCUCUCAAACUACUGUGACAUUGUGGGGGUGCGCCUCUUUAAGCAAAUUGUUGAUCACACUCAGAUCAGGACGAGUUAACAACUCCGGAGCAACAGGGGGAGCGGAAAGGGAGAGUGGUGCCAGACCAGUCACAGACUAGAAGCAAGAUAGCAGAUGUAAAGGAAGAUGGGGAAUACAACGGUUCAUAUAGACAUUUUCAGUUUUGAUUUGAUUUCCAAUGCUUUCUUGUACUACCUACUGCUCUUAGUGUAAAGGGUGUUGGCUCGUUGAUGACAAACUCUCGUCUCACCUUCUAAUAACGCUUUUUUCCUACAUUGCACCCCAACAUAUAAGAUACGACCCACUAUAAUAAAGUGACAUGGCCGCUAGUGAUGCGCGGGUUGACUAAAGAAAAAAUAAUACAUAAUUAUUAUUUUUUUAAGUAUAAUUCUUGUGCAAUUUAUAUCUAUAGGCUACAUUGAGGUUUUUCUUUUUAGGCUAUCUGUCAUUAGUGCGUAAGCUUAAGCUUUAGGGCCUAACUUUACGCGAGCCAAAUAGCCUACACGCCAAUCACCAAACACUUUUGGGAACAGGCAGAAAAGUUAGUCGAUCCACUGAGGCAAAAAGGACAAUGUUGGAGUUUAAUUAAAUAAGAAAAAGCUGCAAAAUGGAGAGUUGAAAAUAAAGAGAAGGGAGAGCCAGAAAAGUAAUGUUUGGGAAAGAUUUGGUAAAGUGGUAAAGAGGAUGAUAGCAGUGCCUGCUAUGUUAUGUGUGAUGGUUGUGAGGUGCUAUACAAAUUCAACAUUCACAAGACGGACUUCAAAUAGGCCUAUGGCACGUCAAGGGAACUGUAGCCUACUGUUCAGAUGGGUUAUAUGGAAACUGAGAUCUGGACACUAACUGUAGGUCUAUAACCUUUCUUAAUAUUAACUCCUGCAGAAUUAAGCAUUUCAUUUAGUAAAAUGAUACACCAAAUGUACAUUUUGACUCAGGAACAGGAGUUGAGAAAUAUGAUUUCUGUAGAUGCUGAAAAUAUGAGGAUUUUCAGCAUCUACAGACAGUCCUCUAUCUUUAUCAGCAUCAUAAAAGCUGAUAGUAUUUAAACCACAUAAAAUAUGCAACCAAGCCGAACUGAAAUCUUAUCAGAAACAUGUUGGGUCGUUUUCACAGCAUUUGUAUUUCCUUACAAGUGGUCAAACUGAUGUCAUUUGGAAAUUUGGCACAGAAAAUUGUUCUCAUUUUUAUUUUUCCCCGGUCCCUAAACGUCUUUGCUCCGCGAAAGAGGCAGGGAUGACAUAACUUUACCGAUGUCGACUAGAUUGAAGCAUUCAUUCUAUAAUUUAUGACAUUCUGGUGAGCAAGGGUUUAUUUAGUUUUCUAGGUUAACAUAUAAUGACAGAAGAGAAGCUGCAUGUAUUUAAUUAUAGACAAGUUGACUAACAAAUGACAGAAAUUAUAAGCAGAAACAUAUGCAAAUUAAACAAAGAAAAUCCUGCAUCCCCUGUCAUAAAAUCAUUCUGCCGUCUCUGACUGUAGCCUACAGCACAUUUACUAUAUUUGCGGGUCCGGUGCGGGCCUCAGAUUUUCACUUCAUCACAUAUAGUCGGGUGGUUUCAGAUGGGUUAUGAGACGGGUGCGGGUGAACAAACAGCUGACCCACGCACCACUAAUGGCCACCUCUGUGCUUCUGCUUUUCCAGAAUAUUCCAACCCUGGGGACGGUCGCCAUAACGAUGGCGCUGCAUAACUGUGAUGAGGUGGUGGUGGCCGGCUUCGGUUAUGACAUGAACACGCCUCACGCACCCUUGCACUACUACGAGACGGUCAAAAUGUCUGCCAUCAAAGAGGUGCGUGUUUUUGUUGCAUUCAUAUCAACUGGAAAUGAGUACAUCUCAGGACUCUUCGAGUGGUGUGUCCUCUCCUUGUGAAAACGCAUUGUCAGUACACAUCCACCAUAUUGCUUUCCCUGAUCCUGUGUUUUCAGGUGAGUGCAGAUGAGAGAGCGGAGACUACAUUGGCUCCCCACUAGACCUAUUAGACUAACGAGAGUGUUAUUCCGAUAUCUGUGUCUUUUUGAUUGGCUCUUGCAUCCCCCCCCUCCUCCCUUUGAACUUCGACCAAAUAAAUUACCCCAAGACAGAGCGUUUUAAUCCUCCACUCCCGACUGCAUCAGUGUUCUAUUAUUACAGAUGUCACAGAGGGGAGCUGUCAUAUGAACUAUGAGCUCAGAAUGAUAACCUUUGUCUAAACUCCCAGUGAACUCCUGACAUUUGCCAUGUUGAGCAGUGUAAUCAAUGGAAACAUCAACUGGUAGGUCUAUCGUCAUUGGAACACUAAAAGACUACCUCUCCCUCAUGUCCUUCCACUGGUGGUAAUGUGCUGAGGUCACCUCUCAGGGGGUGAUGAGAUGCAAUUGUAUCCUUACUCACUGUCUGACGUGAACUAGUCCCCUCCUUCAAACAGCGUUACCCACCAUAGACGCAAGACGGCUCAAGGUGCACUUUGGGGUGUUUUUCAACUUUCUUUAGCUUAGUGUAAAGGGACCGUACAGGAGUGAAUGUAGAAUACCACACUGUACAGCAUGGCUGUACACACCAUUUGUAUGUGUGUGUUAUGUGGAUGCAAAGAUGUUAAAGCAAGAGGGAGGUUGCUUCCAUAUCGUCUACUUUCUGACCUAGCUCCUCAUCCCUGGACUCUGAAGACACACACACCGGUGUUACCGCUCCCGUCUUUCCCGGCCAAGCUCCCUGUAGAGCAUUGAAACCCUAGCCCUGGAUCCGUGUGGUUCCGUGUGAGUGAGAUCCGUCAGUGUCCGGGCCGGGCCAACACAGACAGGCCAGGGGCCCUCGAGCGGCUCGGUCCCACAGCUUGGACCCAGGUGGGUUCCCUGGGCCAGCUGUGGGGCCCAGUUCAGCCCAGUCCUCGCACUAUCAGGCCCCAGAGCCCACCACCUGCUCUGGUUACACACACUGCCGACCGGACUGAGGGCCUGGAUCACAAUGGGGAGGGAAACUUGGUGUGGCUCCAUACACACACACUUUAAUCUAUCACACAUUAACCAGAAAAAACUAUGCAUUUACUAAAGUACUUAUGGCAAGGCUCUUAACCAGGUCAAGUUAAUUUUUUUGAUGCAGAGAGAUAGAGAAGCAGAAUAGGAUGCAAGAAACCUGACCCGCAUUCAUCUGACAAUCUUCUUGUUUCUCAUUGUGUUCCCUUGCACCUCCACAGUCCUGGACACACAACAUAUCCAAGGAAAAGGAGUUCCUCCGCAAGCUGGUGAAGGCCAACAUCAUCACGGACCUGACUAACGGGAUAUGA